This is a messenger RNA of Nylanderia fulva, 1711 nucleotides long. The record is from RefSeq and is a predicted model, not a curated record. Lineage: Eukaryota; Metazoa; Arthropoda; Insecta; Hymenoptera; Formicidae.
AAGGCAAUAUGCUACAGUGACAUGCUAGUCACGUAAGUGAACGGUUAUCAAAUGUUGUUACGAUAUAGUAUCUGUGAUACUAUAGCAAACGGAACUGUACUGCAAUGGGGAGUUUGCGAUGCAAUUUUUUAUCCCGAUUAUUCCGCAUACACAAAGAGCCGCACUCUGCCGGCAGAAGACAUCGCUCGCGAAUUAACUAGUGAUGUCCAUAUUCUACCAAUAUACUAUAAACGCUCGUAGUACACACAAAUUUACGCUCCACUUAAUCCUUGUGUCGUCGGGUUCGAUACGAUGCGAAAUGUUGUGAGAAAAACCGGAAGGGGAUGCGCAAGACAAGUGUAAACCCGGGAGUUUGUAUCGAUCAGCUUUUAGCGAUGCCAUAUAGCCUUUCUUCCAGACGAAACUCAGAUCAGAUCAGCUAUGCCAGUCUGUCUCGGCACUGAUUCCACCGGCGCCAUCGAAUUCAGGAUCCUCAGCAAAGACCGGAUCGAGGAUGCCAUGAUCGUGCAGGACGAAUCGAUGCGCCAGGAGUGCAUCGCGAUCGGCAUGGGGAUGUACGAGAAUGAUCCCGGUGCAGCCGAAGAGAUGCAACUGGUCUUCAGGGAGGUCAUCAAGGACGGGUGUACGGUGAUCGCGGUCGAUCGAUCGGACCGCGUUGUCGGCGUGGCGUUCAACAAGUUACAUGAGCCACGUAAACCUGGAGAAACGGAUUCCUUCGCUCUUUUUGUAGAAAACAACAUCAAACAUCGUUCGUGCCGGGAUCUGAUUGAAUUCCUCGACGAUAUGGAAUCAAGAGUAGAUAUCUACGAGAAGUACAACGCGCGCGGUGCCAUGGAAAUUUUCUAUAUAGGGACAGAUCCAAAGUGUCAAGCACAAGGAAUCGGCCGACAAAUCACGGAGAAAAGCCUCGAAGUCGCUCGCGGAUUGCGCACCAGGAGACUGAAGCAAAUCUGCGUGGCCGACAAAAUCGUUAACGAGCACGUACGACCGGAAGUAGCAUUCUGCGUCGCUGCCUCGAUAUAUAGUCAACGAAUCAUGAAAAUACUAGACUUUGAGAUUCUCGCCGAAAUGCGAUAUGAAGAUUAUGUACGCGGUGGCAAGAAAAUGUCGGACAGGAUAGGUGAUUUACACAAAACGGUCAAAUUUGUCGCCCGCAAACUUUAACGAUACCGAUUUCUAUAUGCUUGAAUUUUGAGUAAACGGAAGUCGAUCGACUUUAUAUAGAAAUUGAAUUAAUUUUUAAAAUUUGUUUUGAAAGGGAAAACAAUAUAAUUUGAUUUAAGAGUAUUAUUGUCAGAAUAAUUUGCAACAUGAUAAUGUAACAAAAUAACGCGAUAAUAUAUAUGAAAUUAUAUAAAUAAUAAUAUGUUAGUUUAAUAAGUUCAAUAGCUCGACAGUGAUACGUUAAUAGUAACGUUAAGAAUAUUUAUGCAAAUCAAAAAGUAGUUAACUAGCUGCUUAUUUACACUGCCCUUUAAAAUAUUAAAGAUUAAUUUCAUUAAGGUAUCAGUAUUAGCUUUAAUCGUAGUUUCAAAAAUAUCUAUUCUUCUAAUUUAUCUGGCUGCUAAUAACAUGAAUAGAAAAACAUGUUAUUAAGUUGAUUAAGAAUUACAUUGUCAUUUAACUUUGAACUGAAUUAUAAAUGAGACACACAGGUAGGAGAUACAAAAAUAUAACAAUGUUUUUUUUUAUAUAAGUAUAUAUAUGUAUA